Molecule: messenger RNA, 222 nt
Organism: Puccinia graminis f. sp. tritici CRL 75-36-700-3
Lineage: Eukaryota; Fungi; Basidiomycota; Pucciniomycetes; Pucciniales; Pucciniaceae
Exons: 3
Coding region: 1-222 (73 amino acids)
Source: RefSeq, a predicted model, not a curated record
AUGGCCAAUACUGGGUCCAUUGGCCGACAUGCCACUCCUACGCCUCAAACGAGCCCCAUUAACAAGGGGCGUAAAUUCGUGACUUUUGGAGAGGAGAAUUUGCCCACGUCCUUGGGCAGUGGUCGUUGUGCGACCUUGGUCUCUCAACAUAAAGGUCUUGAAAUCUUAGACCAGGGCAAAGGAUCAACCCCAAAGGCAAAGGUAAAGCCCCCGAGGCCUUGA